CCAGAAUGACACAAAGAAUUAUCCUCGUGCUGCUGAGUUUGUUAGCUGCAUCUCUGAGUGCGGCACAAUGGAGUCAAAUUUCUGGUAAACUUAUACACAUCUCAGCCUCACCCAGAUUCAUGUGGGGAGUCAACCGUAACCAUCAAAUCUACUUCUGUGAACAACCUUGCUCCCACAGCAAGUGGACUCUGGUACCCGGAUCGUUGAAGCAGGUCGACGCUGAUGACCAUGAGGUUUGGGGAGUGAAUCGACACGAUGAUAUCUACAAGCGACCGGUAGAUGGGAGCGGAACUUGGGUUCGUGUCAGAGGUAAGCUGAAACAUGUCAGCGCUUCAGGUUACGGCUACAUCUGGGGUGUUAACUCGAAUGACGAAAUCUACAAAUGUCCUAAGCCUUGUAAUGGACAGUGGAGCCAAGUGAGUGGACGUUUGAAGCAGGUAGAUGGUGGUAGAGAUCUGGUCUAUGGGGUCAACAGCGCCAACGCAAUCUAUCGUCGCCCAGUAGACGGAAGCGGUUCCUGGGAAAGGAUUCCGGGAAGCCUAAAGCACGUCACCGGGUCCGGCAGUUGGGAAGUUAUCGGGGUAAACACUAAACAUGAGAUUUACCGUUGCCCUAAGCCUUGCUAUGGUCAAUGGUCCAAAAUGAGUGGACGAUUGAAGCAGUGUGAUGCUAGUGGAUACACCAUUCUAGGGAUCAAUUCUGUAGACAAUAUCUAUCGUUCAAAUUAAGAUGUCCUUAUAAAGUUUGCAAUAUGGUCAUCUCUUUGACCUACCACACUACAAAUGCUUGAGCACUAUAUGUACAUUUUCUAUUGCUUCAUUUUUAUUUUGAAAAAAAAAAUGGUUUUAUUCCAUCAUUUUAAUUUGUCCUUUUAUUAAAUAAUAUAAUACAGAUUUAUAUUGCUAACUUAAGUAAACGGCACUGUAGAAAGGAGUUUUUCAUUGUUUAGUGCUUGAAAAAAGAUGUUUGUAAUAAUGUCUUCUUAAACCCCUGUAGAAUGGUUAACCAUUAUAUAUUUGUAUUUCAUCUACAUUUGUAUAACUAUUUAAAGUGUAUUAAGAUAAUCUGUAGUUAAUAAGCUGACACCUUGGUUCUUUUUUUAACAUAAAUAAAGUCUGUUUUGAUUGA
This is a messenger RNA of Limulus polyphemus (Atlantic horseshoe crab), 1128 nucleotides long. RefSeq names its product lectin L6-like. The coding region runs from base 6 to 728 and encodes 240 amino acids. NCBI's taxonomy places the organism in Eukaryota, Metazoa, Arthropoda, Merostomata, Xiphosura, Limulidae. The transcript has a single exon. The record is from RefSeq and is a predicted model, not a curated record.